Molecule: messenger RNA, 3564 nt
Organism: Rosa chinensis
Lineage: Eukaryota; Viridiplantae; Streptophyta; Magnoliopsida; Rosales; Rosaceae
Product: AT-rich interactive domain-containing protein 4
Exons: 16
Coding region: 720-3059 (779 amino acids)
Molecular function (GO): DNA binding
Source: RefSeq, a predicted model, not a curated record
AGUUACCCACCUAAAGUUGCAAUCAAAGGUUGUAACUUUAGUCACUACUUAUGAGUUCGUGAAUAAUCAGAAAACUUUUUGGGUUUGAAUGUGUGUUUUUGAUGUGUUUGACCUUUUGAGGUUGGAAUUGAGUGAGGAGAGGAUUGCAUAUAUUUCUUUCUGACACACCCACCUCUAUUUAACAAAUGGGAAUAUUAAUUACCUUUUUGAUUUUUAAUAAAAAUUUUGGUGGUGACUGUGAAGCAUUUGAUUUUAUUUUGGGGGUGAAUUAGAAUUUAGAUACAUGGACAGAAACAGAUAAAUAAAUUAAUUCUAAUUAGAAGAAGUUGGGGUUUUUAUACGAAUUUCUUUUUGGGAUUUGGAUUUUACGGGCCUAGGGUUCUCUUUUCAUACCUUUAACUCGUCUAUUCUGUGCUUUCUUUGUGAUUCUUCGUCGCCAUUCUCUUCUGGGUUGUUCAAGUUCCUCAAUUUCCUCAUCUGGGUCUCUUUCAAUUUUUUUCUGUUCUUCAAUCUUCUGGGCCGAUUUGGUUUGUGCUUCCUUGAAUGUCAGCUACUAGGUGGAUUAGAGUUGGAAUUUUUUAUCAGGAAGUUGGAAAUUGAGGCCUGUCUCAGUGCUGUAAACUAGGGGAUGUGAUGGUUUUGGGGCUCUUAAGUGUUGUGUGAGGAGCUUGAGCUUCUUUGCUGCUGCCAACUCUCUGUUGGGGGCCUUCAGGGAAACAAUGUUUCAUGCUCAGGGAACUUGUAGUGUUCUUGUGGUCACUUGUGGAGAGAUUUCGGAAGAUAAACGUGGUAAGGACAUUCCGGAGGAUAAGCUGAGGUACCCGUUUCCGGAGUUGGUAUCUUCAGGGCGUUUGGAGGUUCAAACUCUGACUAACCCAAGCAAAGAGGAGUUUUGUAAAUUGCUUGAAUCGUAUAAGCCGAAUCUUGUAUACUUGCAAGGAGAGCAGCUUGAAAAUGAUGAAGUUGGUUCUCUUGCCUGGAGAGAUGCUGAUUUGUCAACUGCUGAAUCUAUAUCCGACAUCUUCGAUGCCACAUUGCCUACAACUGUUUAUUUGGAGGUUCCAAAUGGUGAAGAAUUGGCAGUGGCACUUCAAUCAAAGGGAAUUCCUUACGUGAUAUAUUGGAAAGAUGCAUUUUCUACUUAUGCUGCUUCCCACUUUCGACAUGCUUUACUUUCAGUGGUACAAAGUUCAUCAACUCAUACAUGGGAUGCUUUCCAACUUGCACAUGCUUCCUUUAGGCUCUACUGUGUACAAAACAACCAUGUUGUUCGUGCUAACUUAGAUAAAUCCAUUGCUGAGCUGGACCCGUGCAUUCUUGGUGAGCAUUUGAAAAUUAGUGUUGACCCCCCUGAAGCAGAUAUGGAGGAAGAUGAAGAAGGUGCUACGGGUUCCCUUCCCGCUAUAAAGAUACACGAUGAUGAUGUGAGCUUGAGAUUUCUUGUUUGUGGGCAGCCCUCCACAUUGGAUGCAGGCAUAUUAGAACCAUUGGAGGAUGGUCUCAAUGCCCUUCUAAACAUCGAAAUGCGUGGAAGCAAGCUUCAUGGCAAGUUUAGUGCUCCUCCGCCACCUCUACAGGCUGGGACAUUUUCUCGUGGUGUUGUGACUAUGCGAUGUGAUAUAUCAACUUGUAGUUCUGCUCACAUAUCACUUCUUGUGUCGGGUAGUGCACAAACUUGCUUCGAUGAUCAGCUCUUGGAGAAUCAUAUAAAGCAUGAAGUCAUUGAGAUGAAUCAACUAGUACAUGCACUCCCCAACAAUGACGCAAACAAAUUACCUCUAGCGGAACCACGAAAAUCUGCCGCAAUUGCCUGUGGAGCUACAGUAUUUGAAGUUAGCAUGAAGGUUCCUGUAUGGGCUUCACAGGUUUUGAGGCAGCUUGCACCUGAUGUUUCUUAUCAUAGUUUAGUUGCACUUGGAAUCGCCAGCAUUCAGGGGUUACCAGUUGCUUCUUUUGAGAAAGAUGAUGCUGACCGCCUUCUUUUCUUCUGUUCAAGUCGAGGGAAAGAUAGCAAGUCAAAUGAUUUCUUUGUUAGCAGCCCUCCUGCUUGGUUGAGACCACCUGCUCCUAGUAAGAAGAGAUCUCGCCCAUGCCAAGAGACAAUCCCAGGCUUUCGUGGCAGCCAGGCGCUUCCAAAUCUAGCUGCUUCUAAAGUAGAGGAAAAUGAAAAAGGACUUGGAGCAGUGAAUGGAUUUAGCACACCAUUGCUCCCGGCCAGGCAAAGAUUAAAAACAGCUGCCAUGCGGCCCAUUCCUCAUGUUCGUCGUCCUAAAAUGACACCAUUUUCUGGAAUUUCUGAGGUAAAUGGGCAUGAUGGAAGCCAGGUGGUGAAGGCUCAUCUGCCUCCUGUUCCGCCCACAAAGCUCAAUAUUGUUGGAUUGACUCCUACAACGCAACGAAAGUCGUACUCCAGCUCAUCACAAGCUAAGCAGAUUAUUUCCUUGAAUCCUCUGCCUUUAAAGAAACAUGGUUGUGGUCGAGGCCCGAUACAUUCUUGCUUAGAGGAGGAGUUUUUGAAGGAUGUAAUGCAGUUUCUACUCCUCCGUGGACAUAAUCGACUCAUUCCACAGGGUGGACUGACUGAGUUUCCAGAUGCCAUUCUCAAUGGAAAACGUCUUGACCUCUACAACUUGUAUAAAGAGGUGGUUACCAGAGGAGGCUUUCAUGUUGGCAAUGGCAUCAACUGGAAAGGACAGAUCUUUUCGAAGAUGCGCAACUACACAAUGACCAAUAGAAUGACUGGUGUUGGAAAUACACUUAAAAGACAUUACGAAACCUACCUUCUUGAAUAUGAGUUGGCUCAUGAUGAUGUGGAUGGAGAGUGUUGCUUAUUGUGUCACAGUAGCGCAGCAGGGGAUUGGGUAAACUGCGGAAUAUGUGGUGAGUGGGCCCACUUUGGCUGUGACAGAAGACAGGGUCUUGGUGCCUUUAAGGAUUAUGCAAAAACAGAUGGGCUGGAAUACAUUUGUCCGCAUUGCAGUAUUAGCAACUUCAAGAAGAAACCGCAGAAAGUCACAAAUGGAUUUCCCCAAGGCUCAACACUAUCACGGCCACUGUAAUUCAGUUUUGCUCCAUUAUAAUGAUAACAUAUUCUUUUUCAUUUGGCUCUCUGAUUCGGAGGUUGCUUUCCUCCCCUAUCCGGCACGAGAAAUUGAUAAUUUGUUCAGGUAUUGGGAUUAGCAUGUAUUCAUUAGGCCUCAGUUGCUGCAUUCAUAAUGCCUCAGUUGCUGCGUUCAUAAUGCCUCAAUUGCGGUGAUGGUAAAGUAAAAGAUAGGAGACCGAAGAUGGGGGGAGGACAAAUUUAGAAAACAGCAAGUGUAGUAGAGCGCAUACUAGUUAGUGUAGACAUUUUAUUACGGGUGGGAAAUUUCUGUCCUCUUUGCCCUUUUGUUUUCGUUCUUGCUUUUCCUUUGGGGAGAGGGGGUUCGUGGUUGAUAGUCGAUAAAUCCCAUGAUUCAGAGGGUCGUUGUAAUAUAAAUCCGAGUAUCUCUAUGCUAUGUUAACAUAUAUGACUGAUGUAGUGUUUAAUGAAAGAUUAAUGAUUAUGAUUAUACUAGCUUAUAA